AUGGCCGCCGCAACCUUCUCCACCGCCGGCCGCCGGCUCCUCUCCACCGCCGCGACAGCGGCAGAGAAAACCGAGCUCCCCGUCCCUAUCGCCCGUCUUCGCCAGCUCGCCCGCGCUGGCCGCCUCGACGACAUCGACGCGACCCUCGCGCCCCUGUUCCCCUCCCACCCCGUCGCCGCGCUCUCGGCCCUCUCCUCGGUGGGCCUCCCCGACCGCGCCUCCGCGCUGCUCGGAACCAUCACGUCGCCCACUACCGCGCACCUGAACGCGGUCCUCAGCCCACUCCUGCGCCGCCGCCGCCUGGCCGGGCUGCAACGCCUCCCGCACCGCGCCGAGGAGCUGUGGCGCGCCAUGGUCCAGGACCACGGCAUCGCCCCCGACACCGCUGCCUACAACGCCCGGAUCACCUACAAGUCCGCUAACGGCACCGUGGAGGAGGUCAAGGAGCUGAUCCGCGUCAUGCGCGAGGAGGCCGGGCUCCGGCCGGAUCUCGUGUCCUACAACGCGCUCAUGCGGGCGAUGGCGCGGCACAACAGAGUCGAUGAGACGGUGGAGGUGUACCGCAGCCUGGAGGCCGGGGAGGAGGCGGACGUGGCGCUGGACUGCGCGACGUAUACUUGCGUGGUGGGCGCGCUGUGUGGCGCGGGGCGGUGGUCGGAGGCGGAGGACGUGUUCUACGCGGGAGUGAAGCGCCGGAAGGUGACCGACCUCGGAACGGUGCGUGUGCUGGUGCGCGGUCUCAAGGACGCUGGCAAGGGGCGAGCGGCGAGGCGGGUGGUGGUCGGUCUGCGCAAGAAGUUCCCCGAGCAGUUCGACGGGCCGUGGAGGGAGCUUGAGGAGGUGGCCGGGCUGAACUCCUCCGGGAAGGAGGAUGAUGAUGUGGAAGACGGAGCCGACGAGAAGCCGGUGACAAGGGCCGCCGCGGCGUGA
This is a messenger RNA of Miscanthus lutarioriparius, 930 nucleotides long. The record is from the annotation of a GenBank genome assembly. NCBI's taxonomy places the organism in Eukaryota, Viridiplantae, Streptophyta, Magnoliopsida, Poales, Poaceae.